AUCGGAGUUCAGUUCGAGUCUGCUGCGCUGAAAUUUUUGGCCAACACGUUGGUGAGCUAUCUCUUGCGAUAACGCUUCUGACGUCUAAAAUGCCCACUGUGCCGUCUCUUUGCUCAAUCCAGCCGUUGACUUCCACGAGACGGUUCUACCAUGGCUCUCUCAGCCCUUUUUGAACCGGCAAACAUUGUCGUCGCCCUCAUCGUUGCUGUAGCCUCGACUGUUAUCUACAGGGUGUAUUUCCACCCUUUAUCGCAUAUACCGGGCCCUCUAGGAGCAAAGAUUAGCUCUCUGUGGUUAUACAGACUUACGUACUACGGUAUCGAAGCAAGCACCCUCGAUUCGCUCCACAAGCAAUAUGGACCUGCAGUUCGCAUCGCGCCCAACGAAGUCGAUAUAUCGGACGGCGCCGCAAUCCACGCGAUAUAUGUCAAAGGCGGUGGAAUGAUGAAGAAUAAAUGUUACGUCAACUUCGACAUUGAGGGAUUUCAUACAUUAUUUUCAGCUACCGAUCCUGCUCACCGAGCUGUUCGAAGCAAGGCUGUCGUAAGCAUGUUUUCGCAAGGCAACAUUCGCGAGGGGAAGGACGUGGUACAGGCCUGUGUUCAAAGAAUGGCAGAGAAGAUGCGGAAAGAGCGUGAUGAGUCAAAGGGACGUCCGGUCAAUCUUCUUAACAUCACCCGUAGUCUUGCCCUCGACGCCGUCACCGGCUAUCUUUUUCAUAAGCCUUACAAUGGCAUCAUGGAGGCUAAGCUAAGCGCAAGUCAUUUCGUCAAUUCCUUCGUGGCCGUGGGAAGGUUCUUUUACCUUCCGAACUGGAUUUUUACGUUGCUUGAGUUUUGGCAAAGUAGACUGGAGGAAUUCAAACCUGAAGUCUACCACAGCUUUGCCUCGGUCGACAGGUUCGCUGCAAAGCUUGUGGACGAAGCUCGUGCACAAAGCAACAGGGACAGUGAAACGUACCAAGCAAGAUUGUUGAAUGCUGGCAUCAGCCGGGAGGAAACCAUUGCGCAAUGCAAAGACUUGAUGUUUGCUGGCACUGACUCGACCGGCAUGAACCUAGCAACAAUAUGCUGGUAUCUUGCCAAACAGCCAGCUACGUACGCGAAGCUUCGGGACGAGAUCAUGAAGGAUCCGAGUGCAGAUCCUCAAACGCUCCCGUAUCUCAGCGGCGUAAUCAAAGAGGGACUUCGCCUGUCUAUGGCGAAUCCCACACGCCUUCCGCGCAUUGUAUCGAAUCCCGGCCUGAAUGUGCCCGGCCUUCCAUUUAUACCUUCUGGGGCAAGCGUUGGCGUUUCCGCGUACUCUCUUCACUUUAACAAUGAAGUAUUCAGAAACGCGCGUGAAUUCAUACCCGAACGGUGGUUGACACCGUCAGAAGAGAUGCUGCGCGAUUUCUUUGCCUGGGGUGCGGGUCCGCGGCAGUGCAUUGCAAGGAAUCUCGCUACGGCAGAGUUGUUCUGGGCAGUGCAAGCUCUUGUUCUAGAUGAUGUGCUGAAUGGAGCAAGAGUAGUGCAAGAUGAAAUUCGGAUUAUUGAAUGGUUCAAUUCCAAAGUCGUCGACGAGAAGAUCGAGCUUGUCUGGCUAGAUUCUUGAAAAUCAUAUCGUCUUGAGCUCUGACAGCGUAGUGGGAAGGCACUCGCUGCGAGUAAGAUUACUCGCGACAUAUCAUUCCUCUGGUCGCUUGUAUAUAAAAAUCCUUCGAUCAUUGUAUCAAAGAUCAGCACAAAGAUACAGAGGUUGAUGAAGAGCGAACAAAUCAACUAAUUGAAGCCUUUCAUAUAUUGCAGCUUAUGACCAAAGCAUCGAUAAAGUUAAAAGACUAGCUAUGUCUAGAUUUCGUUCCUAAAAGGCCUGAACUAUUG
This is a messenger RNA of Verruconis gallopava, 1862 nucleotides long. RefSeq lists its product as uncharacterized. The record is from RefSeq and is a predicted model, not a curated record. Gene Ontology annotation, molecular function: iron ion binding; heme binding; oxidoreductase activity, acting on paired donors, with incorporation or reduction of molecular oxygen. The transcript has a single exon. The coding region runs from base 151 to 1593 and encodes 480 amino acids. Lineage: Eukaryota; Fungi; Ascomycota; Dothideomycetes; Venturiales; Sympoventuriaceae.